AAAAAAUGUCAAGCACAGAAAAUUCUGAAAAUAAUUCUGCAAAUCAAUCUUGCCCUGAAAAUAUGACUUUGCAGAAUAAAUCAAUGACAAUUUUUCGACCUAUAAUUCCUUCCGAAAUGAACAAUAAUCCAACAGUAGAAGAUCAAAGGCAAAGAGUCAAUCGAGCCUGUGAUGAAUGUCGACGUAAAAAAGUUAAAUGUCAAAGAUUAAAUACUUUGGAAAUAUGUAAAAAUUGUAUAGCUAGCAAAAAAGGAUGUACUUAUAAUACAAGAUCUAAAAAAAGAGGACCUAGAAGAGGAUAUAUAGGCAUUUUAGAGAAUAGACUUAAACGUAUUGAAAAACUACUUGGCAGUUUGAAUACUAACUCAAAUAAUGAACUGAUGAAAACAAAGGAAUCAAUCAAUCGAAAAGAUCAUAAUCAUAUUGAAACUACUUAUGUAGAAAACAAAAAAGUAAAAAUCUAUAACGAUAGGCAUCCUAGAGCAAGAGUUGAAUGGUUCUUGAAUAAGGUUCGACAAAAUUAUUUAUCGAACGAAGGCCAUUUCUUGAGUGAAUACAGUUUGAUUAGCUUUAUUGCAGCAAGAAAAAUAAAUACUCUCAAGACAAAGGAAUUGUUAUCUCAAUAUGGUAUUGAAUUACAAUAUAAUCCAAAUGGGGAUCAUCUUCUUUUAAAGAAAGAAAACUCAUUUAACGACCGUCGCAAAGAACAAAUUCAAGAAUUAAUUGAAAUUGGUGUCAUCCAGCCACAUGAAACGAUUAAAGAUGUAGACGAUUGGAUAUAUAGAGUUACAGGAAUAAAAAGAUAUCCAAGUGAUCAAUUACUUCGAGUUUAUUUUGCUUAUAUUCACCCAUUGUUACCUAUUGUGAAUAAAAAGGAAUUUUUAGAAGAAUAUCGAGGCAUUCGAGUUACAUUUCCUGCUGGUCCCAUAUUAAAUGCUAUUUAUGGUGCUUCUAUUCGUUACAUUGAAAAUUGUCAAAAAUUUAAUGGUACAGAAAGUCUAGAUAAUGGCUAUCCAUGGGAUUUACCUAAAAAUAGUGUAGACAAGCUAUUUAAGAAUUUAUUUUCAUUUUUGAAACUAAAAUAUGUCCCUCGUUUAUCCUCCAUUCAAGCUGCUAUCAUUACACAUAGUUAUUAUGCUAAUGUUGAUAGUUUAACAAAAGGAUGGCUUUUUAAUUGUAUUAUCGUUAGAAUGAGCCAAGAUUUAGGCUUGCAUAGAUCUACAAAGGACUGGAAUAUUUCUCAAGAAGAGAAAGAGACUCGUCGAAUGGUUUUUUGGUUUACAUACAUAAUAGAUAGAUGGUCCUGUGCAGGCACAGGCCGUCCGUUAACUAUUUUCGAUGAGGACUGUGAUGAAAUGUAUCCUUCCGAGAAUGUUAACUUGGAUGAAGUUAUGGAUAGGAUGACUGAAACAGAUAGAUAUUUACCUCGUUUUCCUUCUUUAGAUGAGUAUAUCGCUGAAAAGGCAACUGGAAAUGUUAUCCCAAUGUAUCAGCCAAUUAUUCAACUUUUAAAAUUAUCUGAGAUUCUAGGACGUAUUCUACAAGGAAUCUACACACCGAUGGCUAAAAAGCAUAGUGCUAAAUAUGGUAGUGAUGCCAUUAUAGCCUAUCUGGAUGAUGCAUUAUCCAAGUGGCGAGCAUCUCUCCCUCCUUUACUUGAAAUCUCAACUGCUGGAGAAAAGCAAGGCAAAGAACAUAUACCAUUAUUGACAAUGUCAGGACUUAUCUGUAUUUCUUAUUGUACAGUUCUUAUUCUCUUACAUCGUCCAUUUAUUGAAAACAAUGGAAAAUCAAAGUUAUCUUCACAAAGCUCACACACAAUCUGUACGAGUGCAGCUAUUCGUAUCAUUGAAGUCUUUGAAAAGAUGCAUUAUCAAGACUUUUUCAUGAUUUCCUGGGAUGCUAUCAUUGCUGAUGUUGCCAAGUCGCAUCUUAUACGCGCUCUAGCUUUAGUCGAUAAAUUAUGUUUGUUAUUACCUACCACAAAGAAUAUGGUCAAUAUUUUGAGGAAAAUGAUUAUGUUAAGUUCAAUUUUUGAGAAUGACCCAGAAUUUGAAAAUAUCAAUAUUGGCUGUUCAAAGGAUCAAUGCCAUACUUCUUCCAAUAGUCAAGAUAGAAAUGAUUAUGAUGACGAUGAACAUGAUUCGAAUACCAGAGAAACCCAUCAAUAUUCAUUUUUAGAGCAAUUCAGCGAGGCCUUUCAAAAAUCAUGGGUCUCUGGAAACGGACAUUUACAAACAAAGGAUAUGGGAUCACCCUUAUGGAAUGAAGAUUGGUUAAGUCAAUUGUACACUCCUAGUAUUGUUCAACAACAAAGUUUUACUGCUAGUACAGUAAAUCAACAAAAUACACCUAUCUUAACGCAAACACCUUCAAUCAUAAAUUAUACAGCUCAACAGCAAUACCAACAAAUACCAAAUAAAGUAGAUGCCUAUUCGAUUCGUCAAUUUGGGUUUAAUACACUAUUAAAUAAUGAUGAACAACAAGAGAUAGAUUUUAGUAUGCAACCCACUUUUACUACCAGUGGUAAUAACUCAGCAUAUUACCCUACUCUUACUAUGACCCCAACAGAUAAAGCAGCAUUGUUUCCUAUGUAUUCAUUAGGUUUUGAAAUUCCUAAUUUCUAUUUUGAAGGAGCAUCUAAUAUAGAAGAAACUAACUUUUGGAAUAAUUUUAAUCAUACUCAGACGGGUAGCAUAAAUGAGACUCAUGCCUAUAACAACAAUACUGUAAGAAAUGAUAAUAACGAUCUUUCUGCAAACUUUCGACUUAAUCCAGAGAAUCCAUUCUGGGGAAUACCAAGCAGUAUGGAAAUGAAUGAAUGGAAUGAUUAUUUUUUUCCAAGACAGCAGCAAUAGUCAGGAGAAAAAGUAAACAAUUUAAAUAUUAAACAGCAUACAAAGAAUAUUAAUAAAACAAAUGUG
Messenger RNA from Cokeromyces recurvatus, 2924 nucleotides. RefSeq names its product fungal-specific transcription factor domain-containing protein. Gene Ontology annotation, biological process: DNA-templated transcription; regulation of DNA-templated transcription. The transcript is spliced from 11 exons. Bases 6 to 2858 code for a protein of 950 amino acids. Gene Ontology annotation, molecular function: zinc ion binding; DNA-binding transcription factor activity, RNA polymerase II-specific; DNA binding. NCBI's taxonomy places the organism in Eukaryota, Fungi, Mucoromycota, Mucoromycetes, Mucorales, Mucoraceae. The record is from RefSeq and is a predicted model, not a curated record.